AUGGCUCCAGAAACUGCAAUCACCAUUACUUCAACUGACCUUCAAUAUUUGCGAGGACGGAAAAGCGAAGAGAUGGAACAACCAGGAGCUCCCGACCUACGAAUUGCCUUUCAAGCUAGGAAGCCUGGUGCGGGCCCUGUUGUGAAGAGGCUUAGGGAUGCGAAAAAGACCACUCCUGUAGCAGGGAAUACCUCAAAAUUCCCAGCUAAGAGCAAGGACACGAGCUCAACUCAUGAGCCAGCUACGGUGAAUGUUGUUACCGAGCCAUUUCCCCCUCUCGAGAGAUGCUCCCACCUCCUCAAAGCCGCCUUGAAUGCUGCCAAGGAAAGUGAGGAGGCUGCCAAAGCUGCCCUGACAGCUGCUCAAAAGAAUGAGCAAGCUACCAAGGCUGCUCUCACCACCUCCCAAGAAAAUGAGCAGGCAGCAAAAAUCGCAUUAUCUGCCUCACAAGCCCAGGCCAUUAAAGCUCAGGUCAAGAUUGGUGAGCUUAAAGCAAGACUACUCGAGGUCGAGAUCAAAGCCAAGGAGGAAAGGGCAGCAUCAUCAUCAUCCAUGGAGGAGAUGCUAUACCAGUGCUAA
Molecule: messenger RNA, 579 nt
Organism: Humulus lupulus (European hop)
Lineage: Eukaryota; Viridiplantae; Streptophyta; Magnoliopsida; Rosales; Cannabaceae
Exons: 4
Coding region: 1-579 (192 amino acids)
Source: RefSeq, a predicted model, not a curated record